Morchella sextelata is the source of this 924-nucleotide messenger RNA. RefSeq lists its product as uncharacterized. The transcript is spliced from 2 exons. Bases 1 to 924 code for a protein of 307 amino acids. Lineage: Eukaryota; Fungi; Ascomycota; Pezizomycetes; Pezizales; Morchellaceae. The record is from RefSeq and is a predicted model, not a curated record.
AUGAAGCCUAGUCUUGUGCUGCUACUCGCUCUGGUUUCCGGCCUAGCAGAAGCUGCGAACAGCGGUGAUCACGGCCAUGCCAUUCUGCUCCCCAGGCAGAGCUCCACUGCAGCGACGACAGUGGACUUUACAAAUUUCCCUAUAUGUGCAAACCAUUGUCUAACCCGCUGGCGCGCCCUCGGCUGCUCCACCAACCCCCCCUCCACCGACUGCUUCUGCGGCAAGCCCAACCCCCUCUCCUGCGCCACAGACGCCGACACCGUCGUCCCCGCCGCCUGCUGGACUCUCGCCGAGACCUGGUACGCCUCUCAAUGCCCGUCCGUCCCCGCCGUCAACACGGCCGCAAUCCCCACCUGCGCGCAGACCUGCUUCGCCGACGCAAACACGCACUGCGUCAACGACCUCACAAAGAACUGUAUCUGCUCGUACGGCCAGCCGUCAUGCGGAGGAAACUGUACGACGACUGAUUCGCAGGCCUAUGACACUUGGUGGUCGGGAGAGUGUUUAUAUAACCUGACGAGCACGGCGACGACGAGCACGACGGCGCGGCCGACGAGUACGGGUUCGAGUGCGACAAGCGCAGAUACGAGUACGACUACUUCGACAAGUACAACUGCGCCUACGACUUCCUCCGGCGGGGGUGUGAGCACGGGUGCUAUUGUUGGUGCUGUGGUCGGUGGCCUUGCGGGGACGCUGGCGAUCGGCGCGCUGCUGUUUUUCCUGUGUCGUGGGAAAAAGCCCGAGAAGGAUAAGACAAGGGCGGCGCCGUCGAAUUAUGCAAUGAUGGGGCCCGAUGGGAAGCCGAUUGUGGAGAUGGGGGUUGAGGGUGGGGUGGUGCGGGAGCCCGUGGCGGAGUUGAUGGCGGAUGUGCAGCGGCCGGUGGAGGUGCCGGGAGAUAUGGGGAAGAUGGGGCAUAAGAAUUAG